UUUCAGAGGCUGUGCGACUUGUUCGCAUUGUGAUUUUUUUGCUUCACACGGAAAUUAUGGAUAGAGCAAAAAUCAGGAUGAUACCAUCAUUCUGGAGCACGGCGUACAUUUUUUAGAGAGCGACCCAGCGCUGGUCUGAGCACUAAACUCGAACCAAGGAUUCAAUUUGCAAUUAAUUAAAAUAUAAUCCAAGUGGUUUAAUUACAUUGGGUGGUUGGAACUGUUUUUUCGGGGCUUCCAUUCUUUAACUUGUGUACCAUGAACUAAAUAACAUCAACAACCGUUGUGUAUCGAAUAGUCAACAGUAUUGUAGUUUGGAUUUAAUUGCGGAAAUAAGCUUGAAUACGAAGUGGUAUUAUAAUUUCAACUUGCAUGUUCUAAAAUUUAUCCAGGGAUGACGGUGGAUGGAUAGUCGAUUGGGUUUCCCUAAAAGUUCUAAGUUUUGAUUGUCUUCCUUCAUCCUUGUCCGGAUUUGCGAGAUUACAAAUACACGAUACUAAAUAACUAUAUGCCAUUCUAAAAAAAGUUAUUUUGGCAGUGAAUCUUAAUUAUUGUGGAUAUUGGACAUCGUGGAAGGACAUUUAAUACGGGGUCCCAGGAGGUUGUUGGUGUUCUCUUAUCAAUCGUUAUGAAGAUUGAGGAUACUUGAGGAAAGAUAACUUUAGCCAAUUUUAAAAGUGCUAAUGUUUUUGUGCUAAUGUGCAAAAUGUCCAUUCGAAAUAAGCUCUUCCUGGCAUGUGAAUCGUUUCUUCGAGUGCCUCCACUUUUACUAGUUGACGAAAUCUUCCGUACCAGUUUUGGGUUUGGUGGACGUCCAUUCCAAUAUGGUGGGGUCACAGAAUCUCAUAAAACCGUGACCACGGACACAGUGAUAUUGAACUCAAAGGACCCAACAGGACCCUUUUCAUCAGGAUUUUCUGGUGAAUCCCCUCUCGCUUCUACUUCAGAGUUUGUGAAAGAGUCGUGGUUAUGGGGGCUAGAGCUCGUCCGAAACGUGACGUCUGUUGAUCCUGAUGUUUCAACAGGGACUGAGUCGGACAAUGUCAUCAGUCGGAUGGAGGACUUGUCAAAAUUUACGGAGGGGAUUGCUGACGAUUUCAUGUUUGCAGGACAAAUUCUCGGCUCAGUUGUCCUGUUCUUUGCAGCAGUUAUUAUGUUCAUGCUGGCGACUGAUAAUUUAAUAAAGCUCUACUCUUACCUCUUGUCCUUCACAACGCUAUAUCUGUCAUACGUGAUCCCAUCUUAUCUACUAAGCACCAAUCUUAGUGAUAUAUUAUGCUUAUCUGUGAACCUUACUUUUCGGACUGUUCUCGCGGCAGUAUUUUUUGCCUGCAAAUCGUGGUCAAGCAUGCAUAUGUCCCCCGAAAAUCGGAUGCAUGCAUUAUUGGACCCAGUUCUGCUCUCCCUCUUUUUUGUGACUGGAUUCGGACAUAUACCGCUUGUGAUUUUUGUCCCACUUGUGAUUUCACUUCAUUACUCACUGAUCAAGUCGCUACCCAAGCUGUACAGUUUUUUGAUACUUUCUUGGGGAGAAACGAAGAGGGUACAAAAUGAGUAUGGAUUAUCACAUUUGAUUCAAGUCGAAUCUGGAAGAUUGCGGAUCAAUACCGUUUUUCGUCUCUUCUGGAUGACCAGAGCUGCUUACGAUGCAUUUUUCCGCUGCUGUGAUGAACCAUUGAGUUUAAUCAUUCGAAAUGUAAUGGUUCAUGGAACGGAGACAUUCACGGGAAUCGUUGGAUUGACUGUGACAGUUGCAGCUGUUUGUCAUCAAAUUGGAGAUUUCUUGCUUUGGCUGCUCUAUUUUGGGAACAAUAAUGAGGUAGACCUCAAUAGAUUUGGAUCUAUUUCCACCGUCUUAUUCUUCAUUUUAAGUCUGCAAUCCGGAUUGACAUCACUAGAUCCUGAAAAACGACUUGAUAGACUCUUAAAAAAUGUCGCACUCCUUGGAACUGCCUUAUUUCACGCUCUUCAUCAAUUGAUUGCUCCGCUACUACACGCAUUUCGAAGCUUCCAGGCCGUUCAAAUUCGGGCUGCAACAUUGUCUUGUGUGUUUUUGUGUCUUUCAUUUUGUUUAACGGUUUCAUUGCUUCGAUGGACUUCAGUUUCAACCUGGUCAUUAGCAGUGUUAGCACUGGCAAUCGAGUUUAAAAUCAAAGUCAUCAUUUCCCUUGUAAUCUCUAUGGUCGUCUACUUGUCCCAACUUGUCCAAUACCCAGACGUCGUAGAAAAAAUUGUAUCCUUCUUUAGACGAAUUCUGCCUCGUGUCGUGAUGCAUUUUUUCGACAAAAUGUAUGACCAGAUAUCACAUGAAGACAUGGUGUUUUAUUUGAAAACCGUUGCAAAUAUUGCCGAGUUUAUUACCGGAAUAUUCCUAUUUCUCAACGCUGUAUGGAUCUUCCUCUUUGAAUCAACCAGUGCAAUACGUGCUAUUGGGAUGUCAAUUCAUGCUUACUUUAAUAUAUGGUGCGAAGCUCAAAAGGGAUUCAGAAUUUAUAGUCAAAGAAAAACAGCUUCCAAAAAAAUCAUGUCCUUGAAAGAUGCUACGGAGGAUCAACUCAAAGUUCGUAAUGACGACGUCUGUUCCAUAUGCUAUGAAGGAUUCGAGUCGGCAAAAGUGACCAAUUGUGGCCAUCUUUUCCACGCUGUGUGUCUUCGCAAGUGGUUAUACGUACAGAACACUUGCCCAAUGUGUCACGAAAUUCUUUAUAAGGAAGACAUCACAGAAGAAGAUAACCCUGAAGAAUUACUACAGCAAGAAGUUCCCAUUCCCCCACCCCCACGACAACAAAAUCGAGCCCACUUAGAUCGCCAUCCCGAUCACAACCAGAAUACAAGUGACAGCGAGGGUGAGUUUGAUGAUCUCAAUAAUCAGCGUCGUCGCCAUCCAGCGGGGGCCGCGAAUAAUAAUGGUGCCAAUAAUCUAAUUUACAACAAUCGAAAUAUUCGUCAACCUCGUGGGGAUCAAGCCAAUCAAUUGGUUUAUCGAGGUACUCGUGACGGGAUAGAGUUUUACGAUGAAGUUGACGGCAACGAAACUGAUGUUGAGGAUAACAAUGAUGAGCUCCACGACAUGGAGGAUGACGACUCAGAUUCCGACUCUUUUGUGGAGUUGGAAGAUUUGGAAGUAUGGAAUCGAGACUUGGAUCGUGACCGUGAGGAUAGGGACCGAGGAGAUGGGGGGAUUCAAGCAGCGAAUGGACGAGGUCUAGUCUUAUUUUUGUAGGGAAGAGUCCCAGUGAAGAUGAAGAUAGCUAGAUAAUAUCAAUGAAUUUAUUAAAUUCUUCCAUUCAAUGCCAUCAGUUCAAAUAUUUUGAGAGUAGUGGCUACUUUGUUUGUACUGCAAAUACCGUUGUCGUCUCAAUCCGCAUUUACACAUAUAUAUGCCAAUAUUAAGACUAGUACAUACAGAGUCCCUUCUUUCCUUCCUUUGUCCCCAGUCCCUCGUCAUUUAUGAAAAUAACUAGGAUAAAUGUAAUUUAUACCUUCUUUGAGUCCAUCCAGCGUAUCCAGAACUCAAUUUUUAUAGUCUGAAAUAGUCAGUGAUUCGUAUCGCCAUAAAAUAAGUUAAUUAUUUUAAUGUAAUAAUAAUGAAUAAUUAUGUAAUUUACUUGUACGUACGUACGACGACGACAUGUUACAAGAUGAGAAACAUUUGUGCACAUGUAAUCAAUCAUAAUAAUAAUAAUAUUGCUAAUGCAUAAAUACUA
Messenger RNA from Folsomia candida, 3707 nucleotides. Its product is annotated as protein TRC8 homolog. The record is from RefSeq and is a predicted model, not a curated record. Gene Ontology annotation, cellular component: endomembrane system; endoplasmic reticulum. The transcript has 12 exons. Gene Ontology annotation, biological process: ERAD pathway. Lineage: Eukaryota; Metazoa; Arthropoda; Collembola; Entomobryomorpha; Isotomidae. The coding region runs from base 698 to 3223 and encodes 841 amino acids. Gene Ontology annotation, molecular function: ubiquitin protein ligase activity.